UUGAUUUCCAAAAAGGAAACUCCCAGCAACAGAUCAAAAAUACAAAAAAUAUAUAAAAUAAAUUUAAAAAAAAAAUGGAUCCCGAGGAAGCAUUUCUAACUCAACGAAAUCUUGUUGUCGAAACGUUAAAGCACUUGGAUGACAUGGCCAAUGCCCAUAAAGCAGCAGAAAGAGGCAAAGAUACUAAGACGCAGGAAGUGGAUAUUACAGCGGGUGUGACAGAGGGCAACUACUUGGUGAUUUCUCGCGUGGAGCGCACACAAAAGUCCAGUGCUCGUUACACACCCAAAAAGUUUAUAAAGUCGGGAAGAGUCAAUUUAAUGCCAUUCAUGCAACAGAUCGAUGUGACACACGAGGCGCGCCUCAAAGCGCGUAGGGAACGCCAUGUGGCAGCUGAGAAUUUUCGCAGAUUGGGCAACGAAGAGUUCCGUAACGGCAUCUACGACAAGGCCAUAUACUUUUACACCAAGGGUCUGCAAUAUGUGACCGAUACGCCUGUACUAUAUUGCAAUCGGGCCUUGGCAAGGAUUAAGAAAAGGGAAUUCAAAUUAGCCCUCAUAGAUCUGGAUAUGGUGGUAUUUAAACUGGAUCCUGGUAAUAUGCGGGGCUGGCUUUAUAGGGCUGGUGCCCUAGCGCGCAUCAACAAUGAGCCCGAGUCUCAGGUGGCCAUACGCAAUGCGUUUAUCUUCAACAGAAAUCCCAAGGAUCAGCGCUACAUUCAAAUGUUUGUGGAAAAAAUGCGCGAAUUUUAAACAAUUUAUUUCUUUGUUUAGUUUUUUUUCUUUUAAUUUGUAUUUUAUUAGGAGAAAUUCUCUGUUAUAAAAACAGAAAUUCAAUCAA
Molecule: messenger RNA, 840 nt
Organism: Drosophila obscura
Lineage: Eukaryota; Metazoa; Arthropoda; Insecta; Diptera; Drosophilidae
Product: tetratricopeptide repeat protein 12
Exons: 4
Coding region: 75-752 (225 amino acids)
Molecular function (GO): protein binding
Source: RefSeq, a predicted model, not a curated record